CUCUGCCUUCUGUGUGAGGGAGCCAUGUCUGCCACUGCCGCUGCUGCUGGGAGCACUGUCCAGGAUCUCUGCAAGGAAGCCACUUGCUCCAUCUGCCUGGAUUAUUUCAGGGAUCCCGUGAUCAUUACAGAAUGUGGGCACAAUUUCUGCCGAGCCUGCCUGAGCCAGUACAGUGGGGAAUCGGAUGUGCAGGCCUCCUGCCCCCAGUGCAGGGGGACCUUCCAGAAGAGGAACCUCCGGCCCAAUCGGCAGCUGGCUACUGUUGUGCAAAUUGCCAAGACCUUAAGAGAGCAGGGGGUCAAAGGGGCUGAAGGGAAGGAGCAAGUCUGCAGCAAGCACCAGGAGCCCCUGAAACUCUUCUGCAAGGACCAUGAAGCCCUCAUCUGCGUGGUGUGUGACAGAGCCAAGGAGCAUAGAGACCACCAGGUGGUUCCUCUGGAGGAAGUUUCCCAGAAGUACAAGGAUCUGCUCCAUCAUCGCCUGGAGAUCCUGAUGAAAGAGAAACAAGGGAUUCUGGGAUAUAAAGCAGAGGCAGAGAGAGAAACCCAAGAGCUGCUUAAGCAAAUAAAAACGGAGAGGGAAAAGACAGUGGAUCAGUUCAGAAAUUUACAUCAGUUUCUGGAAGAACUAGAGAAGCUUCUGUUGACCCAGGUGGACGAGCUGGCGGAGGAAGUUGCAAAGAAAAGGGAUGAGCAGCUGGCCAAACUCUACAGGGAUCUCUCCUCCCUUGAGAUUAUCAUCUGGGAGAUGAAGGAAAAGAUUCAGCAGCCACCAAGCAAACUCCUGCAGGAUGUGAGAAGCACCUUGCAGAGGAGUGAAAAGGAGCCCUUUGACAAUCCAGUGACUUUCCAUCCAGAGCUGAAAUGGAGGAUCUGGGACUUCUGUGACAUAAAUCCCUUUCUAGAGGGAGUCAUGAGGCAGUUCAAAGAUACCUUACUACCUGGACUACAUGUAAAGAAAGCAACUAUAACUCUGGAUCCAGACACGGCAAAUCCAGACCUCGUCCUGUCUGAGGAUUGUAAAAGUGUGAGAUGGGAAGAGAGUUGGCAGUAUCUGCCUGACAAUCCAGAGAGAUUCAAUUGCCACCCUAUUGUGUUGGGAUGCCAAGAAUUCACAGCAGGCAGGCACUUCUGGGACGUCUGUGUGGAAAGUGGGGGAGACUGGGCUGUGGGGGUUGCCCGAAAGUCCGUGAGGAGAAAGGGCACUUCUAGAUUGUACCCUGAGGAAGGGGUCUGGGCUGUGAGGAAUUUUGAAGGGGCCUACCAGGAUUUAAACCCUCCUGGUUUCCCUCAUCUGCCUGCAAGUAGGGAGCUGAAGAGCAUCCGAGUGAGUUUGAACUGCAAAGGGGGACGGGUGGCUUUUUACAACACUGACCAAGGGACCCUCCUCUACGCCUUCACUGGGGCUUCAUUCUCUGGAGAGACUCUCCUGCCCCUAUUUUAUGUAGCUGGCAAAGACGGGCUCACACUCUCUUCUUAAGGCAGUGAUGAGCCUCCUCACAGGCCCAGGCCAGGCUGAUUCCUGUAAAAUUCAAGCCUUCCUUAGUUGUUUCAGUGUUUCCCUUCAGGAAAGGCUGUCCAAAGGCCUCUAGCUAAGGUCACCUGAACAAAAAGAAUUAAAUGGUGCCCAAGUUCCUAGCAAUCUCAUUAUUAACCCAGCUCUGUUCCCAGAAAUGGUGUGGCUUCCACAAACCUCAGCUCUCAUGUCUGUUUCCCUUUCUCGCCUUUUCCACAAUACCAUCCUCCACUAGCUUAAGGUGCAACAGGAAAUCCAGCAGUGAGGUCUGAAACACACUACUCUCUCCAUCCAUGACUGUUCCUCAGAGAGCUUCUUGUGGUGUUUUCCCCCAAAUAUCUGUAUUGAAAAGAGAGGUGAGCAUCAAAGGCAGGGUUUAAAAUGGCUGCCUCAAGUGUCCCUAUGAACAAAGAUCGGGGGUCCUCAUGGUGGGGUCCCCAUAGGAGAAGGAAGUAUGGCUGUGGGCCCAUGGGGGGCAGCCCUGUGUUUUUCCUUGCAGCGACUGGGGAAGUGAGCAGAUAGCAUUGUGUACUUUUACUCCCAGGAUACAAUUUUAAAAUAGGUUGAAAUGCAGCUGUAUUGGAGUUAAAUCUUUUUGUUUGAAAUGACGGCAGCAAAGAAGCUAGACUACCUGGGAGGAUUGCAGUGUGUCCUAUUUUCUGGGUGCUGUCAGUUUCAAGGCAUCCUCAGUUUGAAAAGAGGUUCAGGCCAAACCUGGAAUCCAGUUCACCUGGGCAGAGCCUUGCCAGUGAGAGAAUCUCAGUUUUCAAUAUGUGAGGGGAAGAUCUAAACAUUCGAACUGCAGCGGCUAUUUAUUGGUGCCCCAGUUCCUGCAGUAACUGACAGUGCAUUCCCGGGUAGAGGUGAACUCAAGUACGAAAUCACAGCCCAUGUACAGACACUUUUAUAACCUGCUAGUCACGUAUACCAAUGCAGAGUGUCAAGUUUCCAGAUAAUGUUAGUACAAUAGCAU
Molecule: messenger RNA, 2488 nt
Organism: Varanus komodoensis (Komodo dragon)
Lineage: Eukaryota; Metazoa; Chordata; Lepidosauria; Squamata; Varanidae
Product: E3 ubiquitin-protein ligase TRIM7-like
Exons: 7
Coding region: 25-1479 (484 amino acids)
Molecular function (GO): protein binding; zinc ion binding; 2 iron, 2 sulfur cluster binding
Source: RefSeq, a predicted model, not a curated record